CGCCGCCGUUGCGUGUGCUUCCACGUCUCUCCCGUCUUCUUCGUUGGAUAAAACCUCCUCGUCUCCUUUUUCGCGAUCGCCUCCUGGACACCCACCCGGGUUUCGAGCUGCGCACCACGAGUUGCCGUCCCGCGAACGGCGUAGAUCUUCGUCGUGAUGAGGAAUCUCGUGGGGAAACUCGCCAACAGAAUUAUGUCGAGGUGAUGAGAGAGGACGACUAGAGAGAGGAGAGAAAGAAGCGAGAGGAGAGUCUAUACACAAUGGAUCAACGUAUGAGAAGAUCACCUGGGGAAAUGAAUCGGUAUUUAUCGUCGCACAAAUCGGACAGUUCGUCGAGGCGUAGAUGCCGAUUCGCUCCGGACAUGGUUUCUGGUACAUCGGAAUUGUCCCGCGUUGCUUCGACGUGCAUUGUCGACUGCGACGCGUCCGGAAUCAAUUUUGCCAUCAAAAAAGACAACAAAGCGACGGCGUCGGACGAAACAACGCGGAUCGACGCGUCUUGUUCUUCGACAGAGAAUAAUACCUUAUCACUUCGCAGUGCCUCUUCAGUUGUCGAUCGAUUCUCGUCGUCGUCGUCGAGCGAGGAGACUAAUCGCUCCGCAUGUAACUGUAGUAUAAUAAACCACCGAAAACAAGAAGAUUCAUCUUCGUCGAACAGCACCGCGAGAAGAUACUUCCAUCGAUCGCGGAUAUUCUCGGCGAAGGAGCGCUUUUACGAUCGAUUGUUCCGAUCGCCGAUCGCACGGAGAAUCAAUAUCGUUUUCCUGAUCUGUAUAAUGUGCGUGUCACAAUGUGCUGGUCUGAGAUGCGCACCCGGAUUGGAAACGCCAGGAUGGACGUGGCCGCCGGGUGAUGUUUUUGUAGAAUACGGCAACUCGCUGAAACUCUUUUGUUUGUUAAAUAAAACGGUCAUAGAUACCCAGUUUCCAGGACAAAACGCCUCGAAUCUCAGAUUCUAUCGGGGUGAACCAUCAGUCCCAAGUGAAUACAUCACUGUAAUCAAUGAGACAGCAAUAUCAAUGAAAAUCGGAAAACCUCCGGCAGGCGAUUAUACGUACAGUUGCGGAUUAAUCUUAAAAAAUCCGAAACGACCCCCCGAGACAGUUUGUAUCAACAAAGUUUGGGUUGGAUAUCGACCCCAAAAGCCAGAAAACUUCAGUUGUAUAUCACAGAACUGGCAGAAUAUGAUAUGCUCGUGGGAUCCGGUAUACAAUCCCAUCCCAACGAAUUUUUCGCUAACGUUUAGACUGGGUACCAAGCCAGGCACCGGUCGUUAUCCUUGUCCGCUUCUGAAGGAGAAUGAAUACCGGCCUCCGAACACGUGUAAAUGGGAUGCUUACACCGAUCCGAUUUACAGACAACCAUACGUAAAUUAUACAUUUAUAUUGAUAGCAGAUAAUGAAUUGCAAAAAAAUGUCACUUUUACAUACAAAGUUUCACACUAUGCUAAUGUUAUACCGGACAAACCUACGAAUUUAACCGUGUCUGAUAGAACAGAGAACAGCGUAACGCUCAUGUGGGAUUAUCCUUAUCCUGUGAAACUAUUUCCACCUGGUUUGCACAGUAGAAUUAUGUAUCAAAAUCAGUGGGAUAAUAAGAAAAGUUGGAAGGUUAUUAUUAUUACGCAGAAACCAAAGCUAGAAAUAAAAGAAAAAAAAAUUUAUCAUUUCGCGAACUUGGAGUAUGCCAACACAGUGUAUGACGUGCGCGUUUCUCUGAAAAGUGCGUAUAAUACAAAUGAUUUGUGGGGCGAACAUAGCUCGAUUACAUUUAGGACGCUACCAACAGUACCUAGUUCUGCACCGAAAACCGAUAUUGGCAGCUUUGAAACUUCUGGAACUGCUAGCGGUAAGAAGGACGUGAUUUUGUACUGGCAAACGAUACCGCAGCAUCAAGAGAACGGCGAUAAGUUUAAAUACGAGAUUAUACGUAUGUUGGAAAAUGGCCGAGAGAAAAUCGUAAAUCACACGGCGUGUGAAAUGACUAGGACUUACGUUGAAUACAAGGGUCUCAACGCGGACAGCAACUACGAAUUCGUAAUUGUCGCGGCAAACGAAGAGGGCAGAAGCAAGAAUCAGUCUACAAUAUUUGUGCCACGUAAACCGCCGCCACAACCAAUAGCGUUCACAAAAAUUGCUUUUGACAAAGGAUUGUACGAAUUGUCUUGGAAAACGCCCGCGAACGUGGAGGAUAUUACGAAUUACACAAUUUUUUGGUGCGAAAACGAGCGCGAUCGUCCGUAUCAGUGUGUAGGUUACUUGGAAUGGACACACGUGUCUAACACUACCACCGUUUACAACAUGACCGUACCGUAUCCGGCUAAGGUGUAUCAGUUUGCUAUUUCCUUAAACACUAAAAGAGGCAGUAGCGGAAUGGUAUGGGCAUCGUGCACGGUGAUUCACAACCAAACGGUCGGCAAGAUGAAAUCUUUGUACAUUAAUCGCGUCGGUUCCACCUUUAUCGAAGUCGGCUGGAAGUUCGAGUGCUCGGAUCGCAUUGGAAUGGUUAUAGGAUACAACAUUUACUACUGUCCUAUCUUAUCGCCGUAUAAUUUUAAUUGCAAAAGCCCGAAACUGAACAGCACCAUCAAAGGAGAUCCUGACACAAGUCGCGCUAUUAUCAAAGAUCUGAAACCUUACACCACGUAUAUGCUGUCAGUUGCGGUGUUAACCAAGAAUGGCGAAAGCGAACACAGCAAUCCGAUGUCGAACACCACGCUUGAAGCGGCGCCCAGCGUUCCGAGAAACGUGACUGUCAGCGUCGUUACUAAUACGACCAUGUUGGUCACCUGGAGUCCACCAGAAACGGAGAAUGGCGUGCUUAGGUAUUACGAGGUCUAUUACAACGAUCACUUGCCGUUCAAGGUGGAGAAGGAUGAGAAUCACGUCGAGUUAAGAAACCUAUCGGCAUACGCGUAUUACAAUAUCAGUGUUACCGCCUGUACCGUGGCGUGCAGCCCAAAGUCACCGAUUAUACAUCAACGCACGCAAAUCGGUAUUCCCAGUAAAAUUAGCACGCUUGCAGUGCGUUUCAUAAAUUCUAGUUUGGUGCUCGUCAAAUGGGACGUGCCGCAAUAUCCAGCCGGGCCGUUGGACGCUUCGUAUUACGAAGUGGAGACAAACGACGGCAUAAUUCAAAACAGUACUAAUUUAGAAAUGCAACUCCCCAUUCCUGGUUGCACAACUGUCGAUCAAGACAAGGCGUACAGAUUUCGAGUUCGAGCUGUCAAUAUCGAUUCUAACAACCAACAUUUGAGAGGACCUUGGUCGAACGGAGAGGGAAAUUGUUAUCAAAGUGACACAACAGGUCCGUCGUCACGUAUAAAAGUGUUUUUAUGGGUGAUCUGCGCCAUUAUUUCUAUAACGGUCGUCAUAUUCCUCAUAUACUUAUUUAACAGGGUGUGGUUGAAAUGUCAGGACAUGCAAGAUGUUGAGGUGAGAUUACCGCCCGGACUCGCUUCAGACGUGAAAUUGCUGCAGAAUAAAGCGAAUGAGCAGCAUAUACGACAACCGUCCGCCGACUCGAGCGGUUGUUCGAGCGGCCAAGAGUCCGUAACCUCUUCCCUCACAGCGGAAUCUCAAGUUUCCAGCGAUAGUGGCACCGAGGUGGAUCCUAUGCCUGUAUCACCGGAUAAAUUGCUAGAGACACAUCCAACCUGGGACACGUCGAGUAAUUUGCGAUUGAGGAACGUUGUGCGGGAACAGGAUUUGGGUACAGAGACCGCGCCCAACUCCUGGACUUCGUACAUUACAGUAACCAAAUCCGAGCCAGUUCUCGGUGAGACCAUGUCACUGACGCAAUCCACUCCUAAUUUAACAAAUAGCGCGGGCUACACGACGUCGCACACGUGGUCCAGCGCCGGUUAUAUCAGCAUGCCAUCCUCCGAGGAGCUGUCGAGUAAUCCGAGCCCCGUACCGCGUGAGAACAUUGUCGCCGCUAGCAUUGGUUAUAGCGUUAUUGGAUCCAUGCCUAUGCGAGCUAAGUCUGAGGAAGAUGACAACGUUGGUGUGACGGCGGACAUUGACGAUGACACGUUGAUCAAACCAGAUGUUAAGCACAAGAACAAUUCAUACGUAUCUUUGGCCUCGCUUGAACAGAAACAAAAACAGAAACCUGUCGGCAAUACCUUCAGAAAGUUAAAGCUAGACUCACUCGCGUUAAAUGCUCCUGAUAAAUCAUCCAAAUCGUAUGUACAAGCGGGUCUCAUAGAUAUGUCACUGCCGAAGCUCGAUUUACGCUCGAUUAAACCGCCCGUAAGUAGUAACACCGCAUUGUGCAAUACUUUCGGCACGUUCACGGAUUCUUACAGCAAACCGUUGUUCACAACUCCGUUUGCGACCCCAACAUCGUUGCCAUAUCCGUUAACCGACACAACGUGGACUUCGACGAAACCGCACGUCGCUAUGACGACAAUUCCCGAAGUGACGAGGUCGCCCGCUUGCAGCAUACAGGAAUCUUCACCGCAGAAGACGUUCCUCGACUCGCACGUGCCGACGUCGUCGAGCGAUGCGUCAUCGAAACUAGACGUGAAUUUCAUGCAGGAAAUUCUGCAACAGAAACAGCAACAAGAAAAGACAGAGAUAUCUUUGAGCGACGCAGAGGAGAUCAUCGACGAGGACGACGCUAUGUAUCCCGCACGCUGGCAGAAACCAGCCGCGCCGGAGAAGAAAGAACUGAACGCGAAGCUAACACCAAACAGGACGCCGAUCAUCACGAAACACAAAUCCGGCUACGUCACCAUCGCUGAAAAUCCUAAUCUGAUACCCACGAUGUCCAAUCAGUCAGACGAGCAGUACAGCAAGGUGACAGUUGUGCCAAGUACGAUUCAGUGAGAUGCAAAGGGUCUCUUGCAACCUUUGAUUUCUUCGUGCGUGAGUGAACUAUAUUGCCAACAUUCGCAUAGAAAAACAAAAAACGGUACAAAAACGAUAAACAAAAACAGAUCGAUGGUGCUAGCCGAAGACCACGAUGUUGUAAAUAGGCCUGAACAUAGACAGAGGGUCGCGAUGGGUCGCGCACAAACUGGACUGAUCUGAGUGGUACCUAACUUUUAGCAAAUCCAAGAAGUCUCGGUUCUCGAGAGAGAUCGGCAUGAAGCCUUUUUUUUUUUUUUUUUAACGAUCGAUAGAAAUUUGCUAAGUUCUCUCGAAUUUCUGUCCUAAGUAACGUCUUGCUACAUGUUCGAUAGACACAGAGAAAGAUCGGUUUGAUUGUCCGGCUUGAGUCCGCGUUUAUUAUAGCACACGUCCAAGUACUAUCGACGCAUAGUACGUAACGAUACGUCCAGGCGACACAAACAUGUAAUAUCUCGAGAAGAUAUAUAUAUUAUAUAUUUAUUUAAUAUAUAUAUAUAUUAUACAUAUAAACUGUAUUAACUUUUUUAUCAUACUCGUGUAAUACGUGGUUUUGUCGCGCCAUAUAUGAAAAAUAGGACGUAGAUAAAUGAGUUUUAACACAUACCAAUACAUAUAUAUAUAUAUAUAUAUGUGUGUAUAUAUAUAUAUAUAUAUACAUAUAUAUAAAUAUAUAUACAUAUAUGAGAUAACCGUAUAUACUCAGAUCGACAGACAGCCUAUCGUUGUCGACAUAAUCAAAGUAAUCAGUUAACUAGAUAGCACACAGUAUUUAAAAAAAAAGGCAGUACGAUCACGUUCUUGCGGAUAAUUUUGCGAGAAGAUUUUUUUGCCAUUUUUUUUUUUUUUUUGUAGAGAAGAGAGGUAAUGUAAAUAAAUUUUAAGAAUUUAUAUUUUCACGCGCGCGAGAGAAUGAGAGCGAGUGAGAGAAUGUGUUUCCUUUAUUAAAAAAAAGCAAAAAAAAAAAAAAAACAAAAAAAAACCAUCCUCGCUUCGUUUUUAGGUUAAUAUCUCUUAAUAGCUCGUGUAGUUUAUGAAAAUGUUGGGAUAUAUCAUUUGAUAAACUAUUUUGUAUUGCGUUCGAAAAUUCGGGAAAAAAGUGUAAAAAUUCAUAAGAGUUUCCAAAUUAAAAAAAAAAAAAUCUUCAAUUUACUCCCUCAAAGAGUGAUAAGUGACCUACCGACGGUGCUUGACAACAUAUUGAUGCAACUUUAAGAGAGCACAGUUUUUUUACAAAUUUGCAAACAAAUGAUUGAGAGUUAAACGUCAUUUCCGAUGUAAACUGUUGAUGAUGAGGAUUGAUUCUCAGAUAUUGUAAAGCAAACUGACAAGUGCAUACAAAUAUUCUUCCGAAACAGUUUCCGAUCGCUGUGUUAGAAAUUUCAUACUCCCACACGAAUAUAAAUUUUUUAUUCGCUUAUAAAUAAAAUCAAACGUUGUUUAAAAACUGUGUGUUACACACACUCAACCUCGUUACAACGAAAGUCGUUAGAACGACCAGUUGAAUGAAGAGUUUCCAAUUUUCUAUGCAAGUUGAUCAUGUUUUUUUUUUUAUGCAGACGCGCGCGCACGAACAAUCGAAGUUCUUUUCUGACAUACAGUUGCCGAAUCAAUCCGUGUAUUUUUCUUGCGCGUAGCAAUUAUUAUUGUUGUUACCUCCGCGGUGUAUACUUUAUUGUAUCUCGCGGAAGAUGUUUUUUUUUUUUAUAAAAUAAUAUCGGAAUAAGAAACAAAGUUGAGCGGAAUUGGUUGUACAGGUGGUCUGCAAGUAUCUCGAGAUUAAUUGCAUGUGAGAUAAGAUGACGUGUGUAACUCGCAGGCAGGGAAAGUGUGUUUUACCGUUAAAAAUUCCACUCGAGUUGUUGAAUAAUAAAAUUUUUUUAAAUUGUAACCAAAAUUAUCAAAAACAGGGCCUGAUUUACUCUGAUUUGAAAAAAAGUGAAAGUUUUUCAGAUUUCUUUAUACAACCCAGGCAAAUUAAAACACAGGACAGCCAUAAAUUAUAACAAACAUAUUAUAAGUUAUACAGAUUGUUACUUCGCGGGGGUGUGGCAAUAAGAAUACGUACUAAAAAAAAAAAAAAAACACGUCUUCCGUGUUAACUUUCGAUCAAUUGGCAAUUGUGGUAUUGCAGAACGUGUUGUCGCGCUACUGGACAUGUAAGAAUAUAUGUAUGCAUAAUAUGUAUCUUAAACUAGUCAUUGACUCUACUUUCUUCCGCAAAAUAGGCCUUUCUUUUGUAUAUUCUUAAAUAGUUUUUAAUUAAUUGCGCACAGCGUACUCGAGAUUUUGUACACUCGUCAGAGAGAUGACACACGCAUGAAAAACAGAUUUUUCUCCAAGAGCAAGAGAGGAGAACAGUUUGCUGAUCAAUUUGCAUUUGCAGAUCUUAUACUAUUUAAAAAACAAACAGCAAACAUUUUUUUAAAUUGAAUUAAAAAAAAAAAAAAAACUUCACAUCAUUUAUUGAUCACGCGACAGUAUCUUACUUUGUUUGUAAUUAGGGUAGACGAAAAUUCAUAAUGUAAUAAUAAAGAAAGGCCUAAGGGUGUGCUUGAGCACACACAGUUAUUUUUUUGCAAGUUCAAACAAUUUCCGCUGUGCGAAAAGGAACUUCUUCGCCACCUUGGCUGCGAGACGGGACGAGAAACGGGAAACGACGUUGUUUGCACUUGCGAAAUAACACUUAGAGAGUUUUGCGAUCGAGCAUUUGCGUCGUGAAGCUUUUCAAUUGAGAAAAAAAAAAAAAAAAAAAGAAACGAGCUUAGUAGUCGUACGUACAUUAACGCGUACUUUUGUUACUAAGAGAUGUAUCGCUUAAAAUAUUGCAAUAUGUUGCGUUUGAAGUGCUGCUUAGUCUCCACAACGAUUAAGUUUGUGAAAGUCGAAUUGUGAAAUCCCAAGUCAAUAGAGCGACGUUUCUACAGAGAUCCGUUUAUUUUACCUGCACUUUUUUACAAAUUUUCGCGCGUGAAAAGAACAAUUUAUAAAUUGAUCGCAAAGCGUCAGACGGAAUCUAACGAUUAGAGCUAGUGUGAUUUUUAACUAACUUUUCGUACAAUUCAACACAAAAGAAACUUAAUCGCGCGCGCGCACACACAUAAGGUUUCGAUUCGCGUGACGAGUGUUUUAGUCGCAGGUAAAUCCAAUUUUAAUCGACUUCUGUCAAAACAACCUGUAAAAAGUGCGAUUAAAAUGAACAGAUCUAUUUUUCACACGCGAGAUUCAUGUAAUAUAUAUAUAUAUAUAUAACAUAUAACGUACAUUUGCGUGUGAAUUUUUUGUCACUUUGAAUUGUCAGACGAUUCCUAUGAAGUUUUUAGCAACAGAUUUAUACGGCGUAAUAUCGCGAAAUCUUAAAGAAAUAUAUGUAUAUCUAAAGCGAAUAUAUAUUUAAAGCUAAUUAUAUUAAAAGCGUCUGCUCGUGUCACAAUACGGGGACGGAAGCUUUCAAUCAAUUCACUGGAAGAGCAACUAAGCACACACACACACGCGUACUUUGUUAAGUUUUACAUAUCUACACGUUGUAUAUACAUAUAUAAUAUAUAUAUAUACACACACACCCACAUAGAUAUAUAUAUAUAUAUGUGUAUCUAUAUCUAUUAUUGUCUAUUUUUGUUACGUAUUUAUAAACGAAUGAGAAAAAAAAGAAGAAGAAAAAAAACGUACUUUAUUAUACAUCGAACGCAAUGUAACGGAGCGAGAUUUUAGCGAAACCCUACGAAACUAAUAAGUAAUUAUACGUCUAAGGACCUACUGAGACAAUUUAUAUACACGUGAUGAUUUAGAUCUAUUGUGUAUGUCGUUGAAACUUUGUAAUCUUUGUUAAUUUACUUUGAAACAAUCGAAGAGUAUCGAAUGUUCGUUUUUUUUUUUUUUUCUACAUAAACAAGUAAUCUUUUGUACAAUAAUUUAGUUAAACGAUGACGUGAACUGCUGUUUAAAAAAAACAAAAAAAAAAACCAAUGGUUACUGAUUUCACUGCUGGUUUGAUAGAUAAUGAAAUUACGGGGGAAGAAAGUUACAAAAAUACGGAGCUGCUGCGGUGAAUGUCUUUUUUUUUUCUUUUUUUUAAUUUGAAUACCACGUAUAUUGAAAAA
Pseudomyrmex gracilis is the source of this 8953-nucleotide messenger RNA. RefSeq names its product cytokine receptor (gene dome). The transcript is spliced from 13 exons. NCBI's taxonomy places the organism in Eukaryota, Metazoa, Arthropoda, Insecta, Hymenoptera, Formicidae. Gene Ontology annotation, molecular function: protein binding. The coding region runs from base 261 to 4832 and encodes 1523 amino acids. The record is from RefSeq and is a predicted model, not a curated record.